AACUAAACCCUAAAUCUCUUCUCCUCUGCACUCUGUGAGGUGAUUCAAACUUGGAAGCUUCGCGAUAAAUGGAGGAUCAUAAGCCGACGACUUUCACGUUUGAGAUAGAUAACUUCUCAGAGAAGGAAACUGUAAUUUCAUCCCCAACAUUCUCAAGUGGAGGCUGCCAAUGGUAUGCAAAUGUUUAUCCCAAAGGAAAUGGUAUUGAAGAUCACUUGGCUGUAUACCUCCAAGUUGCGAAUUAUGGAUCAUUGCAACUUGGAUGGAAAAGGCGAGCUAAAUUUUCCUUUGUUCUGUUGAAUCAAUCCGGCAAAGAAUUCUACAAAUCAACUGAAUUGUGCAAUCUAUACUGCGCUCAGGUUUCAGGAUGGGGUAUUGCAAAGGUCUUGACUCUCAAAAAGCUUAAAGAAAAAGGGUUCGUGGAGAAGAACAAACUGAUCGUUAAAGUCCAAGUACAAGUACUUGAAGUUGUUAAUGAGGCAGAAGUAACUGGGAACGAGACUAUGAAUGUCAAAGGUUUCCAAGUUCUUUAUUCUCAGGUUGUUCAAGUAAGUUGGAUUUUCGUGAAUCAUCCGGACAUUGCUUUGAAUUUCAAACCAAAGAGCCACUUGGUGAAGACAACAUACAUGAAUCUCCUCCUCAAGCUCAUCGAAAAACUGGACAAGCCUCCACAAAGCUUCUCUGAGACUGAGCUAAGAAACACCCGCACCGAGUUGGUCGAUCUAACACAGACAGGGUUCAAGCUAGACUGGCUGAAGGAAAAGCUUGAUGAGAUUUCCUUGGAAUGGAAGAAAACAUCCGAGGCUUCCCGUAUCCAAGAACUUGAGCAACACAACAAGAAUCUCAAAGCUGAACUGAACAAGGAGAAGAUCAAAUCUGCUACUUCUGCUGCUAAAGUCUUAUGGUUGGAGCAGACGGUGUCAAAUCUCAAAACUAAGCAGAACAAGAAGCCGAAAUUAAGCCCCAACUAAUUCUCCUGCAAAUUUGGGAAUUUUUUUUUUUUUUCGUUUAUCUCAGAGCUGAAGAUUAAAUCUACUAUGUGGUAAGUCCUAAAUUUUUAAUACAUUAAGAACUAUGCAAUUGGUGAUUGUUUAAUUAUGCAAAUGGGUGAUCGGCUUGCUAUUAAUCGAUCCCAUGGUAGCGAAUAUUGCUUUUUCUUUGUUAGCACCAAGAAACAAUAUCCAAAUCACGAUGACACUUGUUGCAACC
Brassica oleracea var. oleracea is the source of this 1209-nucleotide messenger RNA. Its product is annotated as MATH domain and coiled-coil domain-containing protein At2g42470-like. Gene Ontology annotation, molecular function: protein binding. The transcript has 5 exons. The coding region runs from base 69 to 971 and encodes 300 amino acids. Lineage: Eukaryota; Viridiplantae; Streptophyta; Magnoliopsida; Brassicales; Brassicaceae. The record is from RefSeq and is a predicted model, not a curated record.